This is a messenger RNA of Diospyros lotus (date-plum), 1013 nucleotides long. Its product is annotated as 40S ribosomal protein S7-like. The coding region runs from base 305 to 931 and encodes 208 amino acids. Gene Ontology annotation, cellular component: cytosolic small ribosomal subunit; ribosome; small-subunit processome. The record is from RefSeq and is a predicted model, not a curated record. Gene Ontology annotation, biological process: ribosomal small subunit biogenesis; rRNA processing; translation. Gene Ontology annotation, molecular function: structural constituent of ribosome. The transcript is spliced from 6 exons. Lineage: Eukaryota; Viridiplantae; Streptophyta; Magnoliopsida; Ericales; Ebenaceae.
UUUUCUUGCUCCUCUUUCGCUCUGUUUGAUAGCUGAGAAACUGUAAUGAGAACAUGAAAACUGUUGAAAAUGAGGUUUCUGAACCUAAUCUGAACGGAAAAAGUGGUACAAGAAGCUCCGGUUUUCUAUUUUGAUCUGUUGAUCUACGUUUUCCAGCCAAUUCGCCUUUUUUCUUCACUUUUGGAAUUCGUUGCCUGAAUUCUUUUUGUCAGUCUGGUGGUUUUCCUUUAUAAGUCUAUAAGCAUGGUUGUCUAGGCUUCCAGAUUGAUUAUUCCUUGUAUAAUGCCGAUAAAUUGAACGGCUAAUGAGUAAAAAGUACACCUUUGAAUGCGAUAUCGACGGGAGAUCCGUGAAGAUGUACACCUCAAGGAAGAAAAUCCAUAAAGAUAAGGAAGCUGAACCGACUGAAUUUGAGGAGUCUGUUGCUCAGGCCUUCUUUGAUUUGGAGAACACUAACACAGAGCUGAAAAGUGACUUGAAGGAUCUAUUUAUAAAUUCGGCAGCUCAAGUUGAUGUUUCUGGAAACCGGAAGGCUGUUGUUAUCCAUGUACCUUACAGGCUGAGAAAAGCCUUCAGGAAGAUUCAUGUCAGGCUCGUGAGAGAGCUUGAGAAAAAAUUCAGUGGGAAGGAUGUGAUUCUGAUUGCAACUCGGCGGAUAAUGAGACCUCCAAAGAAAGGUUCAUCUGUACAGCGGCCCCGCAGCCGAACACUCACUGCAGUGCAUGAUGCGAUGCUUGAGGACAUCGUUGUGCCUGCUGAGAUUGUUGGGAAACGAGUUAGAUACUGCCUUGAUGGAUCCAAGAUUAUGAAGGUAUUUUUGGACCCCAAGGAGAGAAACAACACCGAGUACAAACUGGGAACUUAUGCUUCGGUAUACAGGAAGCUUUCAGGCAAAGAGGUGGUAUUUGAAUACCCUGUGAUAGAGGCUUAAAGCUUAGGAAGCACUGCCUUUUUUACAUUUAGUUAAUCAAUUCUUUCCCACCUGCAAUGAAGUAACUUCAAUUAGUUUGGUC